AUGUACGGAGGUGAGCCAGGAAUGCACAUGGAUCGGUGGAAGUAUUGGUACGCCACAUUCCGCACCAUCAUCAACAGAUGCAGCCAACUGGAGGAAGCAAAGCUUGUGCUUCAUUAUGCGCAGAUAUCGAUGGCUGCCAUGAACCGAGCUAUGGGGGUGCCAGAGUCUACCACGGCUGGAGCCAACCAACCAAACGAGUUAACAGGCGAAGUAACUGGCUAUCUGACUGUUGAACAUCUCAUUGCGGAGGGUACUACUGGUCUUUGCCUUGGUGAUUCCGGUACUUCCGGAUAUGACGCUAUUGGCGACGUGGUUGAGGGUUUUGAUGGCCUCACCCUUGAGGCUACUGUAUACAAAGAAGUGGUUGCUAAGGGCAAACAGGUCAUCACGAGCGAAGCUUUCAUCUGA
Sordaria macrospora k-hell is the source of this 408-nucleotide messenger RNA. RefSeq lists its product as uncharacterized. Lineage: Eukaryota; Fungi; Ascomycota; Sordariomycetes; Sordariales; Sordariaceae. The record is from RefSeq and is a predicted model, not a curated record.